Molecule: messenger RNA, 475 nt
Organism: Haplochromis burtoni (Burton's mouthbrooder)
Lineage: Eukaryota; Metazoa; Chordata; Actinopteri; Cichliformes; Cichlidae
Product: programmed cell death 1 ligand 1-like
Exons: 2
Source: RefSeq, a predicted model, not a curated record
CUGCUGUUGGUAUCCUGAUCUACAGAGGCUGUAAUCUGAAUCCUGCUGAUCCACAUGUAGCAGAGCAUCUUCAGCAUGAAUACAAAACCAUCACAGCUGAGUCUGGAGAGGACGUCACUCUGACAUGUCGAGCUCCAAACAAGAAGAUCAUAGUUAUAGUUUGGAGCAGAGAAGACCUGAAAGAUGAAUAUGUGCUUUUUUACGAAAACGGACAGUUUGUUCCAGAGUACCAGCAUCCAUCUUUUAAGAACCGGGUGGAUCUGCAGGACAGGCAGAUGAAGGAUGGAGACGUCUCUUUGAUUCUGAAGGAUGUGAACACUGCUGAUAGUGGAACAUACGAGUGUCGUCUUGUUAGUGGAACAAAGCGCAGGAGGAGAGGCAUCAGCACGGAACCAAUCAGCAUCAUCUACCUUUGUGUUAUUCCUCCAGGUGAGUGAGUAGAGUUGAGUGUGUGUGUGAUCAGAGGUGAAGCUGC